Papaver somniferum (opium poppy) is the source of this 1936-nucleotide messenger RNA. RefSeq lists its product as uncharacterized. The record is from RefSeq and is a predicted model, not a curated record. Bases 1057 to 1746 code for a protein of 229 amino acids. The transcript has 5 exons. Lineage: Eukaryota; Viridiplantae; Streptophyta; Magnoliopsida; Ranunculales; Papaveraceae.
CUAAUUAUAUUAAUAAAUUGUCAACAAGUGACAAAAAUUUAUACAUCAUCAACAAAGAAUAGUAGAAAAUACAUUUAAUGAGGACCCCUAAUACAGAAGAUCUAAGAUGCAUUAAAAGUAUUGAGUACAUAUUCAAACAGAAAUCAGAUGUUUUAUGAGGGAUGCUUUUUGGAACUCUUUCCAACCAUUUGCAUAAUUUCUUCAAAUCUUUAUGCUCCCACAUCAAGGAGUAAUAAGCACAUAACAUCGUAAUCACGAUUAGAACCGGUAGCCAUAGAUCUUGUAUCAAGUUACAGAGAUCAACGUCACGCCGGAGAAGAUCGUGGUCAAUGAUAUACAUGAAUAUACCAUCACAUGUUAACAAAGCGCCAUUAAGGCUAUUAUAUUUUUCAUAAUGACAAUUAUCAGCCAUUAGAAGACGACCAGGAAAAAUAUAUACAAAACCUCAUUCUAAAAUCCCUUUAGAACAAAGGAUAAAUUUUAUUGAAAGCAUAAAAACCUGAUUUAAGUAUUAUCCAAAUUUACCCUAAUUAAUAUUAGAGUAAAUCGGCAACCGAUAAUAAUCUAAUUAAGAAAUUGAUGUGUAAUCGAAGAUUUGUCAAAGGAAUUGAAGAAGAAGAGGAAAAGGUGACUUCAGCCAUGGCUACUACAUUAAUCCAAUUUCUGUGCCUUCUGCUGAAUCAGCAAAGAAAGUUGAAGUGGAAGAGGGAUAUAGUGGUAUAUUUUGUAAUACAGUAAAUCCUUACCAUCGUCAUAUGUUUCUCGUUCACAAGAAUUUUGAGAAUUGGGCACCGAAUAAUGAAAAAGCUGAUAAGGAUUCUCUUCCUGGAAUUUUGGCUGCUGCUUUGAAAUCUCAUGCUCAUAAGACUCCUAUCAAGACACGGUUGACGAUCUGUGGUGCACCUUUCGGAACUGAUUCUUCUGAUGGGGAUGUGUUUGUUUUUCCUGAAAUGGUUAGGUACAGGGGUUUGACAAACAACGAUGCAGAUAAGUUUGCUGAAGAUGUGCUGGUAAAUGGCAAGGUUUCUGGACCAGUGAACCAAUUGGAAGGUUCAUAUGUUUUUGUGUGUUCGUUCAUAUGGUGGUCGAGACAAGAUAUGUGGUGUUGUUGGACCAAAGGUCAUUGACAAAUUUAAAGAGGAGAUUAAAUUGAGGGAAAUGCAGGAUCGAGUCUUUGUUGGGCCAUGUUCCCAUGUCGGUGGAGUUAAGUUUGCAGAAAACUUGAUGAUUUUUAACCGCAAUUUGACAGGAGAAGUUACUGGCGAUUGGUAUGGAAAUGCUAAUCCUGAGGAUGUUCCUGCUAUGCUUGAUCAACAUAUUGGGAAGGGAGAUGUCAUCAAAAAUAUCUGGAGAGGUCGAAUGUUGGCUUUCCCUACUGAUGAUAGCCAGAAAGUAGUCGAAGAGAAGCCUCUGGAAACUGUCUUGGAGAAAGGUGAGAAAGAGGAAUCUCAAGCAAGAACCAAGGCUGUUGAUAUGGUGAAGGAUGCAGGAAGCUGUUGCCAAUAUCCCGGUUGGUUUGGGUUUUCUGAGCUUAGAGACGGAACUGCCGAAGCCCCACAGACGAAGCCUAUUGAAAAUGUUGGGACAGCUUUUACAGGCGGAAGUGUCUCGGAGAAAGGUGAGAAAGAGGCAUCUCAAGCAAGCACUGAAGCUGGUGAUCUGGUGAAGGAUGCAGGAAGCUGUAGAGAUGAAAGUGGCGAAGAUACUAAAAAGUUUAAGAAACAUAAAAUUAAUGAUUGUUCCUAGUUUUAGGACAUGCACCUUUAUUCUGAUGCUUUAGAGAAUCAGUCGGUACCCUUAAUUGUCAGACUAAAAAUAGACAAAUAAUGUUCUUCAUCCUGCCAACACAUGGAGUAUGGAACUGUCGUGGUGACAGAGUUUUAUUCAUCUUUCUUUUGAUAUUUUAGUUCGCUUAUCAUGUUCUUUUAGGGUUUUA